AUGCUCGCUAUGGCCACGGUGCUGUGCGCUCCCACGCUCCGUGCUGCCACUGCAGCGCCGGGCUCGGUUCUCUCGGUGUACGCCGACGACAGGGCUGCCGCCGCCAGGACAGCAGAGGGGAUCCAGAGGAUUGAGAGCGUGUGGGCGCGCCUGGAGGAGCUCACUUCGAUGCGGUCGAACACGGACAAGCAGGAUGACUUCGUCGUUCGCUCGGCGCGGCCGCGCGGUCAGCAGAGGAAGAAGCAGAGGGCCGAGACGCUGGGGAGGACAGAGGAGAAAGGCAGAGCGCAGGUCAAGCUCCUGGGCGUCGACAUCCUGCUCGGCAAGGGCACCGUACUGUCGGAGCGCGAGCAGGGCAAGAUCGAGGAGUUGCGGCGGCGUGCCGCGAGAGUGCGCAAACUGGGGCUACCGUGCCAGAAGCGGCACGUCCUGGUGACUUCGAGCUGCGUGCCGGCGCUGACGUGGUCCUUCGUGAACGAGGACGACACCUUGGUCUUCAAGAGCGCUGAAUCCAACUUUGGCAGGGAGUUCGGCGUGGCGGCGGACAUCGGGACGCGCGAGUACCUCCUGCGGGAAGCGUGGCGGCGCGGGCUCUGGGCCGCCUUCUUGGGGGCCAAGAGGAGAGACAGCAGCAUGGCACGUCAAGCAGUGGCGCGGUACUGCCACAGAGCCAACAAGGCUGCGAACGACCUGAUAGCAGAGAAGGGCGGCGCGGGUUUUGCGUGCAUCUUGACUGGUGACUACUGGUCCGACCUCCGCCUGGCGAAGGCCAAGGGACAACCGGAGCGGCCCUGUUCGCGGUGCAACACGGGCGCGCUUCCGAGUGCUGAUCAUGAUUUCUGGGCCUGCCCGCUCUGGCGCCCAUGGCGGGUAGGGCUUGAGGUGCCGCGAGAUCCAUUCACCCGCCGGACUGGGUGGCCAGUACAGCCCCUACGAAAUGAGGCGGAGACGGACGAGCUCAAGCGCAGGAUGGCCUUCAUGGCGUCGGUGCGGGCGGCG
Prorocentrum cordatum is the source of this 999-nucleotide messenger RNA. The record is from the annotation of a GenBank genome assembly. NCBI's taxonomy places the organism in Eukaryota, Dinophyceae, Prorocentrales, Prorocentraceae.